CCUUGCUCGACUGCUCGCCUAUGGCUGACUAUUAUGGUUAGCUAUGCAGGAAACCUAGAAACAACUUAUGUUAGCAGUCAAAGGCCAUCUUAAAAGUGCUGAAAAUUUACACAAGUUAACAAAAAAUAGAACAAUUAUUGAAUGAAUGCGCCCUCUAAUGUUGGGUGCCCUACCUAAUCAAAAUCGGACAUACUGUGUGUGGAUUAGCUAAAUCAAGAUAGGCACCGCAGGUAGCUAACGUGAACGCUAGCCAGAAUUUAGCUAAAGCUAACAGGCUAGCACUAGGUUGGUUCAUACCUGCAGUCCGACAUCCUUGUUCUGAUUCCUUCCUUGUUUGGUGGUCUGGAGGGGAAGAGGAAUCAGUUUAUUGACACGUCUACGCAUAAAGACAGUUCUGGACGGGCAAACCUCAUCAUAACAACGUACCUGAGGAUUAUUUUCUAGAUUGUAGACCUCUUGUGUGCCUGCGUGCAGCUGUGAAGGGAGCUCGGCAGCAGAAUGUGUGGCGUCGGCGAAGUCCUCGGCAGCGGCCCAGCGUAGAGCAGAGCGAGAGAGGCUGUGCAGCAGCGAUGCUCCUCCCGACGGGGUUCGCAUUAUGAACCGCGACACCUUCUCCCACAUUCGGCUGUGGUGCCCGCGCCCCUUCGGCACCUACUCGCAGAACCAGAAGCCAUAUGGAGGAGCGGGCACGGGUCCUGGCGGGGGUGGGGGUAGCGGCGGUGGCACGUCGAGCCCCCCUCCCCCGCUCUGCAAGGCGGACGCCGCCUUGGGUAGAACCUCCUUAGAGGGCGAGCAGGAGGAGGAGGAGGAGGAUGCGGGCACGGAAAACAUGCCCCCCAGCGAAGACGGCACCCAGACCAUGCAGCCCCCGCAGCCACCCCCUCCUCCCCCUGCACCACCCUCUCCCACUGCCGUGCAGGUGGAGGACGGGCGCGUGCUGCUGGACACCUGGUACGUCAUCAAGCCGGGCAACACCAAGGAGAAGAUCGCCUUCUUCGUGGCGCACCAGUUCAGCGGCGCGGGCCUGCCGCGGCCCAGCGCCAUGAAGGUCAAGGGCAACUGGGCCACCGACUGCACCAAGGCCAAGCGCCGGCGCCGCUGCUCCUCCUAUGACCCGCCCGUCCGCACGCCCGGCGAGGCGGCGCCGCCCGACGCCACCACCACCACCAGCACUGCUCACGCCGUGCCCGUGGUGGUGGACGAGAACGGUCUGGCCGGGGUGAGCGAGACGGAUCUGCUGUCGGUGGCCGAGAUGGUGGCUCUGGUGGAGCAACGCACGGCCAUGGCCUUACAGGGCAUGGUGAUGCAGGGACAGACCAUCACCACCUCGUCAUCUACAACGUCUAACCACCACCAUCACCACUCCCAGGCCAACGGCGGCCUCUUCCUGCCCGACUCGGACUCGGCCCCGGUGGUCUACAUGUCCGAGGAGGACGCCGCCUCUCUACCGGACUCCAUCAGCACCGAUUUGGACGAGCAGGGGCAGGAGGGCGAGGAGGAGGACGAGGACGAGGAGGGGGAUGAGGAUGGUGGUGAGCUGCAGCUGGGAGAUACAAGGCGUGUGGCCCAGGCCGUGGCACACUACGAGUCCCAGCAGAGCGUGGAGAACGCGACGCCACCAGCCAAAGACAGGGCGUCUGGCGGGGAGAAGGUGGGCGGUUUGGGUUCGGCUCCGGGUCCGCCGCCGCCGCAUGCCAGCCACGGGCGGGGCGAGGUGCGCAUCGCCUUCCGUGUCUCAAGCAUCGACUCCCGCUCGCAGUCGGAGCCCGCCGGCCGGCCGCCGCGCUGCAUGUUCAUGAGCUGCGGCUCGGCCGGCACCCAGACGGGAGCACGCGCCAAAGAGAAGAUCACCUGCGACCUCUACCAGCUGCUCAGCCCUUCAUCUCGAGACCCCAGUCUCCUCCUGGCCCAGGGCGCCUCCUCCAAGGCCGCCUCCGCCGACGGAGGAGACGCACAGCACUCCGACAGGCCUCCCUGCUCCUCCUCCUCCGCCUGCACCUCCUCCUCCUCCGUCAUCUCUCCCUGCUCGGCCGUUGCCGAGGGCGCCGGCCCCGAGCUGGGGGUGCCCGUGGCGACGGAGACGACGACGACGAAGAAGAAUGUUUCCCGCGAGCGCGUGACCGGCUUCCACGUGGAGGUGGUGGUGACGGGCGCCGUGGAUCAGUGCGUUUUCUACGGCAAGGACAGCACCGAGAAUGUCCAGGAGGAGACCGUGUGCUUCGCCAAGAGCGGCGGCGGCGGGGGAGGGGUGGGCAGCUCCACAGACGCCGGCGACGACCCCCCGCCCGGCCAGCUCUUCUUCCUGCAGCCCGCCACCCCCGCCGACGAGCACGACGUCACGGGCACUAGCACUAAAGGCGGCGUAGGCUUGAUCUCGUUGGACUGCGCCAACAACAAUAACAACAGUGGCGGGCCCUUAGUGGGGGGUAAGGGCGUGUCGGGCGUCGUCGCCAACGGGGCGGGGGAGCGCCCCAUUUCGCCGAUUCUAGAGGACGGCACGGCGACGAGCAGCCCCGAUUCGUCGUCGUCGCUGUGUCGACUCUACCGGCACGUGUCUCACGACUUCCUGGAGAUCCGUUUCCAGAUCCAGCGUCUGCUGGAGCCGCGGCAGUACAUGCUGUCGCUGCCCGACCACAUCAUGGUCAACAUCUUCAGCUACCUGCCCACGCGCUCACUGGCGGCGCUCAAGUGCACCUGCCACGACUUCAAGGCGCUGAUCGAGACGUACGGCGUGCGCGCCACGGACUCGCGCUGGAACCAGGACCCGCAGUACCGCGACGACCCCUGCAAGCAGUGCAAGCGGCAGUACGCGCGCGGCGAUGUCUCGCUCUGCCGCUGGCACCCCAAACCUUACCACCACGACCUGCCUUACGGACGCUCCUACUGGAUGUGCUGCCGGCGCACAGACAAGGACACGCCGGGCUGCCGCGUCGGCCUGCACGACAACAACUGGGUGCAGCAGCCCUGCGACCACCUGGGCCAGACGCGGGCCAAGCGGGACGACGGCAGGUAAACGGGGCCGGAGUGGGUGAACACGGCGGACUAUUUCAAGGGGUGAUGGGAUAUUUUUUUGCUUUUUUGUUUUGUACGUUUUUAUUUUUUUUUAAUGGAGGGAAGAUGAGUUUUAAGUGGGGAGGCAGGGGGUUCUCAUCACUUCCUCCUGCUCCAUCUCUUCCUCGUCUCUCUCUCUCUUCUAUUUCCUUCACUAUCCCUCUGUCUCUCUCUCUCUCUCUCUCUGUCUCGCUCUCUCUGUGUCGCUCCACCACUGCACCCCGUCCGCCCUACCCCACGGCCCAUAUGCCUGCCUGUUGGUACCUCCAAUGAAUGCCAUCGUUAAAUGUUCGGGAAGUAAUGUCCAGUUCGUUGGCUGGCCUCCUCUUCCGGUCUCGUCGGGCCGGCCGCUGUCUAACCUCGCUAUCAUGUCUGUAUGAGUUCUGUCCUCGCAGUAUCACUCUCUAACACACAACACAACACAUUACAUACAACACACCUGUAUUUAGCAGGCCAGUGCACACACAAUGAGGAAGCAAAGAGAGGAGGCUGGUGAAUACUUUUUGCAAUUAUGUCUGCUGCAUGGGAUUCAAAAUAGAUCUUGGCAUUUAUACUCGUGAAAAGAAAAAAAGAAAUGAGGUAGUUCCUUUUGUUUGUUUUUUGGCUUGGCAAUCUGUUUUGGCGAUUGAUUUCUGGAAUUGACCCACCCCCUCCUUUAACCUACUCCAUACAGGAGGGAAACAAUGGAGGGUGUCGCAAAAGAGGAAAAAAAUAUAUAUAAAGGAGCUUAAAAAGUUUGCUGUCAAAAGACUUGCUUAUCUCAUAUGGGGAGGCUCUUGGGAAAGUCUCAACAAAAGCUGACACUGGGGGGGCAUGAAACAGAGCAAAAUUGAUGUCACUUUGCAAAGGCCUGAUGUCACUUUUUUGUGAAAAGAAAUUACUGCUACAUCAUAGAUUACUUUUUGUUUGGUUGGGUGUGAAUGAUUGUUAUUGUUAUUAUUAUUAUUAUUAUUAUUAAGAUUUUUUUUCUUCCCUUCCUGUUUUUGAGGACUAUGUUCUCUCCCCCUUUUUAUCCUGUUUUUGUGUGUUUGUUUGUAUUUUUUGUUUUCUGGAAUUUAUGGUUGCAAUUUAAUUUUAGAUCUUUUACGUUUUAUUUUGUUUUUUGUUUCCUCUUAUCUCAGACGAGAACCUCCUACCUAGCCUCUCUCCUUGCUGGCAGGCAGAGGAAGCCCUUUGCCAAAGCAGUCUUGUGUGUGGUGGGUUUCUUUUUUUUGUUCUGUUUUGUUGUUUGCUUCGUGUGGGGUGCAUGGAAGAUUUGCAAACCCACAACGAAAUAAAUGAAUACAUAAAAAAAGAGGACCAUAGUGAGUUUGAGAGAAGAACACCAGCUUCCAGCCUUAACCCUGCUCAUUCCGCUCACUGCCUCCAACCCCACUUUUGGAGAAAACUGCUUAAAAAAAACAGAACAGGAGAAUGCAGAACUUUAUUUCCAUGAGAACUUAACAACACCCUCGGCUCUGGGGGAGUUUGGGAGACCGUUGUAGGUUUCAGAGAUGUCCAGUGCUAAUGGGAAAAAAUAUCUACGUCUAAAAAUAAAAAGAAAUGAUUUAAA
This is a messenger RNA of Engraulis encrasicolus (European anchovy), 4603 nucleotides long. It is a transcript of the gene fbxo46, whose product is annotated as F-box protein 46. The coding region runs from base 596 to 3013 and encodes 805 amino acids. The transcript has 3 exons. Gene Ontology annotation, biological process: intracellular signal transduction. Gene Ontology annotation, molecular function: protein binding. The record is from RefSeq and is a predicted model, not a curated record. Lineage: Eukaryota; Metazoa; Chordata; Actinopteri; Clupeiformes; Engraulidae.